AAUUUUGAACCCAAAAACAACCCCCGCGCCUUACUCUCUCACUCUCACUUCACUUCCCUCCUUCUCCAUUUCCCUUUUAUCUAUCUUUUCAUUUUCACACUCCCCAAAUAAAUAUUCACCUCCCAAACCCUAAUUUCACCCCAAUUCCACAAACCUUCAACAAUGGCCAAACAAUCCAAAUCCAAAAAACCCGAAUCCUUCGGCAAAGGCAAAGUCACCCCAAUCCAGAUCGCCUUCAUCGUCGAUCGUUACCUCUGCGACAACAAUUUCACCCAAACGCGUAAAUCGUUCCGGAUCGAAGCUUCAUCGUUCAUCGCCAAUUCUCCAAUUAACGAGGUGCCGAAGAGUUUGAUGAGUUUGGGUGAGAUGCUUGAUGAGUAUAUAUGUUUGAAGGAGCAGAAAGUGAUGCUGGAUCAAGAAAGGGUUUAUAUGGAGCAGGAGAAGAACCGGGUUCAGAUGUUUUUGAAUGGGGUGCAGAAUGUUAUGAAUGUUUAUAAUGCUAGUAAGAAUUUUUCGUUGGCGAAUGGUCCUAUGCCGAAUGCGAAGUCUGCCGCGGUUCCUCAACAAAAAAUUGGUGUUCCUAGUGCUCCUGUUACUGCCACUGCCCCCACUUCAACACAAAACCCAUCAAAUAUGCUAUCCGUACCUGCAGAGAAUGGAAACUUCUCAACACCCAUGAUUAGUGUAUCUGACAGAAAGAGAAAAGAUACUAGAACAGUGGAUGCUCCUUCAAUUGCAAAGAGAUCGCGCGGUAGAUCAUCAUGUACCAGUAGGAAAGUUCCUGUCCUAGGUCAAAACACACUGCCACAAUCAAACAGUGCUGUUAAUAAUCAAGUAGUUUAUCAUCCUUCUUCUGUAAAUCAAUCAUCUGCUGCAAACUUUGUACCAAGUGGUUCACAAGUUCAAGGCUCUAGUGUCGUGAAAUGCUUAUUCAAUCAGCCUCAGAAGUCUAUCCCGAGCAAUUCACAAGUUCCAAAGACACCUCCAAGGGCAAAUUCCAGUCACAGUGAUACAAAUAUAUCCCCACCUGAGGUUACUCAGGUUCCACCUAGCAAUGCAGAGACUACAUCUACUUGUUACACUGUAAUUUCAACCAAAAGAGUUAUGGUUAGCCCUGCAAAACAGAUGGCUUAUAUAGAGAGUAGUCAUUGCAUUUCGCCUGUUAAAAUGAAUCCGGACAAGGCAACUAAGAGGGAGCAUGUAAGAAGCAGGUUGAAUUUUGAUUCCUCUGAUAUACCUCAAAGGUUGGAUUCUGACAAAUCACUCCCUAAUGAGAUUUCUACAACAGAGACUAACAACGAAGCUCACUUAUAUGACAUUGAUUUCCCCAACUUUGAUGCCCUUAACAUGGACUUUUCAUUUGCUGAAAUGUUAAAUGAUCUAGAUUUUUCAUGUGAGGGUCUUGAUUUUUCAUGUGAUCCAACACCAAGUCAUUCAAAUGAUAAUCAAGUUAUAUCUGAACAACCAUCAACUUUGGUAGAAGCUCUUUCUGAGAAGAAUAUGAACAUACAAGGCACUGAUUCUCUGACUGCAACUGCAUCUGUCACAAGAAACAUAACAAUUGUAAGCCCAGAGAAAAAGCACCAGAGCUGUUCAGAUCAGGAGAAUUGUUGAUGUGAGAGUUUGGAGUAUGACUUGGGCUGAUUUGCUAAACAUGUUUGCUGCAAGAGAUUCCUAUUUUCAUAGUUCCAAACAAUAUGGAUGCCCUUGAUUUAGGAGGUUAACACCAUUAUUUAUUCCUUAGACUAUGAGGCUCUUAGGUCAAUGGUCAUUAGGGAAAAGCUGAAAUGACUUUUGUGAUUGUAUAUAGUAAGUUAUUUGUUCUGGUUCA
Molecule: messenger RNA, 1831 nt
Organism: Vicia villosa (hairy vetch)
Lineage: Eukaryota; Viridiplantae; Streptophyta; Magnoliopsida; Fabales; Fabaceae
Exons: 6
Coding region: 163-1614 (483 amino acids)
Source: RefSeq, a predicted model, not a curated record